AAUGAUUAAUAUUGUAAUUGUUUAUCUCGCUAUCCCCCGCGUGUUUAAAAGUAAAAAACAUCGAUUCCUUUUCAUAGGAUCAAGUUGUGAUUAUGUCUGGAAAAAAAUAAAUUUAAUCAGAACAUGAAUAUGAAAAAAUGAGGCCAUUGGAUGAAUGAGGAUAAAAAGAAUUUGAACUACAAUUUUGUUCGUCGAUCAUAUGAAUACACGCACGUUUUUUUUUUUUUUUAGAUACAAUUUUGUUCACAAUACACAGGCAAUAGAAUUAAUGAUUUGAUAAGAUUUUUUUUCGGCUUGGAUCGAACCACACCUUUUUUGAUGAUUCUGAUCUAUUUUAUUACAUUGGAAAAAUGGACAAUGAUGUCGGUAAUCAUCAACUUGCUCCUGGUUAUGAUCUUUGCUUUUGGUAGUAGCAGCCAGAAUCGAUUAAUGGUAUUCGCCGAUAGACAUACUGUAUCGCCAUUUUUUUCACCAUUAUUACCCAAACGUUGUCCAUCGCCACCAUGUGUCUGUGAUGUUGAUGAUCAAAAACGUAAAACGGUCACCUGUGCAGCAUCAAUGCAAAACAUACCAAUCGAUAAAAUGGAUCAAGAGACACAGGUGAUCAACAUAACACCAAAACAGAAUCGAUACAAUUCGUUAACUCUGGGCCGUAUAUUUACCAAUAUGACCAAUUUAGAAGAGAUUCGAAUAAUCAGAAGUAAAUUGCCAGCAAUCGGUGAAAUGACAUUUUGCCCUUUUCAUUGUAAUCCUUGCCAAUCUUCAAUCAAAAUUCUUGAUCUAAGCCAUAAUAAUAUUAAUGCUGUUGUGCAAGGUAAUUUCUACUGUCUUGAUUCACUGGAAAUUUUAGACUUGAGCGAUAACAAUCUAUCCACUGGCUUGCCCUCGGCUCCAUUUGGUAAAUUAUCAAGUUUAAUGAAAUUGUCAUUAGCAAGAAAUAAACUUAAUCAGCUAGUACCAUUGAUAUUUCAUUCGUUAAAUUCAUUGGAAGAGCUCGAUUUAAGUGAGAAUCCACUGUCUGAAAUUCGGUCGGAUGAGCUUCGAGGCUUGCCUAAUCUUCGUCUUCUUAAUUUGAAUGGUUGUCAAUUGGUCAGAAUUGAUGGUUUUACAUUCCGAGAACUGACAAAUUUGGAAUAUUUGGAUCUCAGUGAUAAUCAUCUGAAACAUUUGAAUCGAUCCUCAUUUGAAGGUCUCGUGAAUUUGCGUGUUCUCCUGCUUCAUCGUAAUUCGUUGACUGUUUUACCAGACCGAAUAUUCGCUGGUCUCAAUUUGAAUAGUUUGGAUUUAUCAAAAAAUCUUAUCAACCCGUUGACGAAUUGUGUGUUCUGUCAAGCAGACGCAAUUAAAAAACUUGAUAUCUCCAAUAACAAAAUAACAUCGUUUAGUGCUGGUUUACUGGAGCCGAUUUCAAAUUCUCUGGAACAACUAUGCAUAGAUCGAAAUCGAUAUUUAAUUGAUUCACCUUCCUCCGUUGUUGCUCUUUUGCAGCCAUUACGGCGAUUGAAACUUUUAUCUGCCACCGAGAUUAAUCUAGAUGAAUCACUGCCUGAAUCUGCGUUUGAUUCUUUGGAAUCGUUAGUGUUUCUGAAUAUAUCCAACAAUCGUUUAACCGAGCUGAAUAGUCGUCUAUUGAGUCCAAUGGCCAUUGCGUUAACUACUUUGGAUGUAUCGAACAAUAAACUACCAUUUAUUGAUCCAAGCACAUUUUUAAUGUUUCGAAAUAUGCGAUUUCUUUCUCAAGUAUAUCUACAUGGAAAUCCUUUUUCUUGUUACCGUUGCCAAAUAUUACCAUUCAUUGAUUGGCUGAAUACUGAUCCGGCUGAAUAUUGGAAAGUUUGCCCGAGAUUAACUGAUGAUCCUGAUCGAUUGAUUCAUUGUGCUCGUUGUUCGAUUCCAUCAUCAUUGGAAGGCCGAUAUCUACAUGAACCAGGUUUAAAUCAUGAACUAGAAUGGUGUACGAAUCCAGAAGUCCAAUUACGGCUCACUGCAUCCGAACCACAAGUGGGUCUUAUAUUAGCAUUCUUGAUCAUUCUCAGCUUAGUAGCCCUAAUACUGGUUGUUAUAGCCAUUUAUCGAAAACAUGGAGCUACAUAUUAUACUCAAGAAGACAAAUUAACCUCAAAAGAAGAAAUCUAUGCAGCAAGUGUGGGCGCACAGCCAUUACAUUGGACAUCGAAGCCUGCCACACCGAAUAAUCAUCGCAUGGUUUCAUUAACAAGUACAACAUCUCGACAAAACACUGUUUGCUCACCGCAAUCUUCUAUAGAACAACCUACAUUAUCGACGAAUAUCAAUUAUGGUAAAACAGCUAUGGUGAUGAUGACAACUGGUAAUCGAGAAGAGGAACAAAAAUCGAUUAUUUGUCAUGAUGCCGUAUGCGUUGGAUGUAAUCAAUGUGCCAAUAGUAUAGCGGUAAAACAAGUGAUUGCAUCAAUACCGGCUAUGACCGAAAUUUUGGAGAAUUCAUUGAGCCAGAUUAAUAACACCAAUCAAAUGAAUCGAAAUGUCUCUAUGAUAAAAAUAAACAAUGGAACAGCAGCGGUUAUCAAACAAGAACCGCCAUCUCUCCCUGUGAAAAAACCAUCAAUAACUAAAGACGUUGAUGAGAUUCAGUCUGAACAUCAACAACACCUUGAUGAAUCGGAAUCAUUGAGACCAGUAUUAUUGCCACCGAUAGAAAUCGAUCAAACCGAUGAUCAUUAUACAAAUGUCCAUCAUCAGCACAAUGUCGAUGAGAACCAUGAAGAGCAAAAUGUCAACAUUUACAUUUGAGCCUUGCAUAUACUGUUGAA
This is a messenger RNA of Dermatophagoides farinae (American house dust mite), 2792 nucleotides long. RefSeq lists its product as uncharacterized. Lineage: Eukaryota; Metazoa; Arthropoda; Arachnida; Sarcoptiformes; Pyroglyphidae. Gene Ontology annotation, molecular function: protein binding. The record is from RefSeq and is a predicted model, not a curated record. Gene Ontology annotation, cellular component: plasma membrane.